AACAUCUUGCAUCCUGGUUGUUGGUUAGAAGCGCCAUUUUGGAAAGAGCUGUGUUUGUACGCUAUAAACAGAAAGUGUUAUAUUUAUCGAUGUUUUACGUAGUAAUUAUGGUUAAAAGAAUUCAUUUAGUGAUUGAUAAUAUCAGUUAAGCUAUUGUGUGGUGUGGAAAGUUUCUUCUUUUAAUGUGAAACCGUAUUGUAUUUAAUAAACAUUGUUUAGGCGCCAACAUUACAAACGUCAAGAAUAUAGUGUUAAUUAUUCACAUUGAUUAUGGUUAAAUGCUGUUUACUUUAUCUGUGAAGGGAAAGAAAUAAACCAAAAUGUUUUACGCACAUUUCGUAUUAGCCAAAAAGGGCCCACUGGCCCGAAUUUGGUUAGCUGCCCACUGGGACAAGAAGCUUACCAAAGCUCAUGUUUUUGAGACUAACAUUGAGAAAUCUGUGGAUGGUAUUUUACAGCCGAAAGUAAAAAUGGCUCUAAGAACUUCAGGUCAUUUACUUCUUGGAGUUGUUAGAAUUUACUCAAGAAAAGCGAAGUAUCUUUUGGCAGAUUGUAAUGAAGCAUUUGUUAAGAUUAAGAUGGCCUUUCGGCCAGGAAUGGUGGAUUUACCAGAAGAACAUAGAGAAGCUGCUGUAAAUGCUAUCACUCUACCUGAAGUUUUUCAUGACUUUGAUACCACAAUGCCAGAAUUGAAUGAUGUUGACAUUGAAGCUCAGUUCAGUCUAAAUCAGUCUCGGGCAGAGGAAAUCACAAUGCGUGAAGACUAUGGUAGUAUGGCACUGGUAUCUACUGAAGAUGGGUUUGGAGACAUGGGUUUUGAUACAGAAGCCCCAGAAUUGAUGAGGCACACAACAGGAUUAGAACCCAGCAUGGAACAAAGUGGUCUGUUAUUUACCGAUGGUUUAGAAGGAGGUAUUGGUAUUGAUAAAGAUAGAGAACCUAUACCUUCUACUUCCGGUACUCAACCAUCUGCACCAGCUCCAAUGGAAGUAGAUUUAGACCAAAGUAUGAUUUCUGGUGGGCUCUUUGAGGGAGGUCUUUUUGAUGAAGCUCCAAUGGGAGAAGUGCCACCAGUCGAUUCUGGGCUUCAUGAAGCCACCCCAGCUCCUCCUGAAAUACCUGCACCACCUGACAGUGAUGAUGAUAUGGAUCACUUUGGAGGGCCCCCUUCAGUCAGAAGUUCUCUAAGUUCUCGUCCUCCAUCUCCUUUGGAACCAACGUCGGUGGCUCCACCAGCUUCACAACCAACACCUGCUCCAGAACCUGAACCGCAGCCCGAAUCUCUCGAAGAACCAAGACCAACAACUCCAUUAGACCAAACUACCCUUUUACAAAAUGAAGAAGAAAGUUUUGCUUUAGCACCUGUUGAUACAUCAGCUUUAAAAGAUAUUUAUUGGCUAGGCUUUACAAAAACGAAACGGAAAAGAAAACUCAUUGUGGACGAGGUUAAGAACAUAUCAGGAGAAGAAAUGAAACAACAGCUGUCAGAUACCACCGAUAUUGUAACUACCCUUGAUCUCGCCCCCCCAACAAAACGCUUAAUGCAUUGGAAAGAAACUGGAGGAGUUGAAAAAUUGUUUGCUCUACCUGCGAGGCAAAUUCCUUCAAGAGUUCUAUUUAAAAAUUAUCAAAGACAUCUGAUAUUGAGAGCAAUUGGUACUGAGGAUUUUGCGAUGUUAGGAGACGCAGAUUCGUUGGCUCUAGACCAAAUUCGAGAUGCUGAGGAACAGUUAACACCUGGAGAACCCGUAAUUGCUCCACGAAGAGGUAGAAAACGAAAAGUUCAGGAGGAUAUUACAAAAACACCACAACGCGUUGAAGAGCCCACUCCCGUACCAACUCCCGCCCCGCCUAUUCUACAGCCUGAGGAAGCAUUAGCUGCAAUGAUGCCUCCAACGCCAGUCGCUCCGCCUUCUGUUGCUCAACCGAUUCCAGAGGAGCUAGAACCACAACCUCCGCCCAGUGUACCACCACCUGCUUAUCCUGAAACUCCUGCUCCUCCACCUAUGGGUUACCCAGAGACGCCCUUAAUACAAGCGCCUCCAAGUGUCGGCUAUCCUAUCACACCUGCCCCACCUACGCCUUUACAUCUUGAAGAGAUGCCCCAUCUUCCUUCCGAACAAGUACGUUCUAUUUUACAAGAGCAGGAACAAUUGGGUUUGAUGCCACCGAUGACUCCAGCAACGAGCGAAGAAGUGAUGGCUCAGAUGGCACAACCACCUAUGGGACGAACGUCGGAGAUGCCACUUGGUGGUUUGGAAUUACCUUCUAUCGAUCCCAUGCCUUAUUCUCAGGAGGGUAUGCAAAUGGCCAACAUGGGAUACGACGCGGGUGCUGUUUCCGAACGGGUACCAUCUCCUUGGCAAGGUGAUUAUGAUUUGCCUCCUUCAGCAGGACCCGAAGAAGAACAGAUGGAAAACGAAACAGAUGAACAAUUUGAAGAGAGAGUAUUGAACAAAAGGGCUUAUCAGAUGUUCACAGUGGUUCGAAAUAAACUUCAGUUCAGUGAUCAGCUUACGUUGUCCGAAAUGUGUCUCCGAAAUAACAGAAAACAGGCAGCACAAAAGUUUUACAGUUUGCUUGUACUAAAGAAGUUCCACGUGUUGGAACUUCAUCAGGAAGGGGCCUAUGAGGAAGUUUACGUGUCAAAAGGCUCAAAAUUCGACAACCCAAUCCUGUAAGAGACAUAUUACUAUAUAUAUUUAUUUGCUGAAAGUGGAAAUUACA
Molecule: messenger RNA, 2727 nt
Organism: Agrilus planipennis (emerald ash borer)
Lineage: Eukaryota; Metazoa; Arthropoda; Insecta; Coleoptera; Buprestidae
Gene: vtd
Product: double-strand-break repair protein rad21 homolog
Exons: 12
Coding region: 321-2681 (786 amino acids)
Biological process (GO): mitotic sister chromatid cohesion; synaptonemal complex assembly; replication-born double-strand break repair via sister chromatid exchange
Cellular component (GO): cohesin complex; synaptonemal complex
Molecular function (GO): protein binding; chromatin binding
Source: RefSeq, a predicted model, not a curated record